CUCUUGGGGCCACCAGCCGAGAUCCCCCUUCUCCUGUGAAUGACCGCUGAGGAAGACAAUGAAUGAGGCGAAGGAGUCUCUUCGAAACAUCGAGCAGAAGUACAAGCUCUUCCAACAGCAACAGUUCACCUUCAUCACCGCGCUGGAGCACUGCAGGGAGAACGCCCACGACAAGAUCCGGCCCAUCGCCAGCAUCGGACAGGUGCAGAGCUACACGGAGCAUUACUGCAACAACGCCACAGACCGGCGCGUUCUGCGCCUGUUCCUGGACAUCUGCGCAGAGCUGAGCAGGCUGUGUCAGCACUUCGAAGCCCUGCACUCCGGCAGCCCGGCCACCAGCAACCUGCUCGAGAAAUGCAAAUCCCUGGUUAGCCAAAGCAACGACCUGAGCAGCCUCAGGGCAAAGUACCCUCACGACGUGGUGAACCACCUCAGCUGUGACGAGGCCAGGAACCACUACGGAGGCGUCGUCAGUCUCAUCCCCAUCGUCCUGGACUUAAUGAAAGAAUGGAUCGCCCACUCGGAGAAGCUGCCCCGCAAAGCCCUGCAGCAUGUGAGUGAGCCCCAGGCACACCAGGAAGCCACCGGGGCGGCCACUCGCCCUGCCUGGACCACAGGCACCCAGCCUCGGUUAAGGAAGCACAAACGUAGCCGACUUACAAAAGACAGCCCCAAACCUAGGGGGAAUGACACAGGAUGUCUCAAACCUCCCUGGAGACCGCCUGGCGGGAAACUGUAACUCAGAGCCGGCAAGCUGCUGCGUCCCGUAGGGUGCUUGGUCACUUAACUUGGUCUCCACCGGCUGAUCCAUUCUUUGGCGCCCACAGUCCCCGCCACGGAUGAACCCCAGAGGGCCUGCCUGAUACUGUUGAGAAACUCUCUCCCUCUGUCACUUUCACUUCUAAGCUCUCCUCGCCUGAGUGUCCGGCUCUGUGCCAAUGAAGAGGACCCCCACUUCCGGUGUUGGUGGGAGUGGGUGUCCCGGGGA
Messenger RNA from Neomonachus schauinslandi (Hawaiian monk seal), 988 nucleotides. It is a transcript of the gene SPACA9, whose product is annotated as sperm acrosome associated 9. The transcript has 4 exons. The record is from RefSeq and is a predicted model, not a curated record. NCBI's taxonomy places the organism in Eukaryota, Metazoa, Chordata, Mammalia, Carnivora, Phocidae. Gene Ontology annotation, cellular component: ciliary base; sperm flagellum; acrosomal vesicle. The coding region runs from base 59 to 739 and encodes 226 amino acids.